Serpula lacrymans var. lacrymans S7.9 is the source of this 226-nucleotide messenger RNA. RefSeq lists its product as uncharacterized. The transcript has a single exon. NCBI's taxonomy places the organism in Eukaryota, Fungi, Basidiomycota, Agaricomycetes, Boletales, Serpulaceae. The annotation marks the transcript as partial. The record is from RefSeq and is a predicted model, not a curated record.
GAUGAAGAAAGUGGAUUGCCAUUUUACAGUAGGAUUACAAGUUGCAAAGCUUAUGAGCUUCAAGUUCUGCGUCAGUUGGUACAAUAUAAGUACGACCAAAAUGAUAUUAUCUAAACCUUCCAAAAAAACAAAAAAAGGGCUUGUCAGGCGCGUGUCAAAAUCAUCAAAAUCGUGAAUGCAUGUGAGGGAAAGCAACAUAACGAAUUAACCAGAAUAAAUAGCACCC